This is a messenger RNA of Adineta steineri, 930 nucleotides long. The record is from the annotation of a GenBank genome assembly. NCBI's taxonomy places the organism in Eukaryota, Metazoa, Rotifera, Eurotatoria, Adinetida, Adinetidae.
AUGAGCUUUACAGCUCCCAGUAAUGAACAGAUUGCUGAAGCGCUUGGUGAUCUUUCCAAAUUACCAAAUACUAUGAAAAUGGCGGUGACAAAUAGAAUUGAGGAGAGUUUCGAACCAGUACCUCAACCUGACGGUGGUGAUUGGUUGGCACAACAUAAUGAAAAAGGACAAACGAUGGAAUCAUUUCGAAAAAUGAGUUCAUCAAAGGCUAUUCCUCAUGGAACUCAUAAAACAAUCUAUAUUCAGCCAGUGGGUAGUUUUGAUCAUCCAAGGGCUCCGCCACUUGAUGUGAUUGUUGAAUUUGCUAAAAUAUUUUUUUCUGGAUGUGUAGUUGAACUAUUACCAACUGUUGAUUUUACUAAAGAUAUGAGAAAACGAGAGUUUGAUGGAAGAACACAAUAUUUAACGGGUGGUUUACAUGAUUAUCUUGUUCGUACACGUUCACAACGUGAUACAAGACGUGAACUUUUAUGUGUUGCUGUAACUAUGGCUGAUAUUUACCCUCAAGAAGAUUGGAGUUUUGUUUAUGGAGAAGCUCGAACUAAAGAGGGUGUUGGUGUAUAUUCAUUUGUACGUCUCGAUCCAUUAUUUUAUCGAGCAACAUCCGAAGAAAUUCUUCAAACGCCAUUAACUGAAGAACAUCGUGUUAUCAUGCUUCAACGUUGCAUUGACACUCUAUUACAUGAAAUUGGCCAUCUAUUUGGUUUAGAACAUUGCAUAUAUUAUGCUUGUUUGAUGAAUGGUACGAAUAAUGAAAAGGAAAUGGAUCGACAACCUUCACAUUUAUGUCCUGUUUGUUUGUGUAAACUUCAUUCAACACUUCAAUUUGAUGUUAAACAUUUAUAUGAAACAUUUGCAAAUGUAUGUGACAAAUACGGACUUGAAACAGAAUGUAGUUGGUAUCAAAAACGUCUAGCAUAUAUUCAUUAA